AUGACGACCCAUGAACCCACCACGAGGGAAUGGAUCCGGAUGCUGAUUGAACCUGGUCAGCUGCUGGCUUGGGCCAUGACCUAUUACACCAAAGUCUGCUUCGAAGCAGUCUUCCACCGGGGCGAAGUCCUCGCCCCCCUCCUGCAAACAAGCAAGCUCCGCGACGAAGCCUUUGGCCGCUUCUGGGUUGAUUUCAGCUCCGCGCGCCCAAGCGCCCAACAACAAAACCAAGAUCAGGACCAAGAUCAAGACCAAGCACCACUCCAACCGCCUCAGAUCCAAAACUCAACGGAUCUCAUCCCUCCCAUUUUAGCCAAAGCGUCGGGUGUCGUGCUAGACGUCGGCCCGGGGACAGGGACGCAGAUGCCGCUCUUGCGCGCACCCGCCAUCAAGGCGAUUUACGGCGCGGAGCCCUGCCGCGGUCUGCAUGCAGAGCUGCGCGCGCGCGCGGAAGAGGAGGGGCUGGGGCAGAAGUACCAUAUUUUGCCCUGUGGUGCUGCGGCGGGGGAGCUUGUGCCGGAGUUGCAGAGGGAGGGGUUGCUUCCUGCUGGGGCCGGUGACGAGGAUGUGGACCAGGUUCUAGCGAGCGCGGGCGGAGUCUUUGAUACGAUUGUCUGUGUACGGGUUUUGUGCUCUGUGCCGGAGUUGGAGAGGACGGCGCGAGAGUUGUAUGCGCUGCUGCGGCCUGGGGGGAAGUUGCUUGUUGUGGAGCAUGUGGUUAAUCCCUGGCGGACGGCGAAGGGGUCGCUUGUGGCGAGGGUGAUGCAGGCUGUGUAUGGCUUCUUUGGGUGGAGUUGGUUUAUUGGGAAUUGCUGCUUGGAUCGGGAUACGGAGACGGCGUUGAGGGCGGCGGCCGACAGGGAUGGGGGGUGGGAGGUUGUGGAGUUGGAGAGGUGGUUUGGACGGUCUCCGAUACCGUAUAUUUCCGGUGUGUUGGUGAAGAAGAGUACGUAG
This is a messenger RNA of Aspergillus pseudoviridinutans, 954 nucleotides long. RefSeq names its product class I SAM-dependent methyltransferase. The transcript is spliced from 3 exons. The record is from RefSeq and is a predicted model, not a curated record. Lineage: Eukaryota; Fungi; Ascomycota; Eurotiomycetes; Eurotiales; Aspergillaceae. The coding region runs from base 1 to 954 and encodes 317 amino acids.